GGAGGGGGCAGGGGGAGGGCGGCGCGCCGGCUCGCGGGGGGGCGGAGCAAGAUGGCGGCGGUACCGGCGCUCCCGGUGUCCCUGUCGGGCAGGUUUAAGGGAUCCUUUGCAUAUUUUACGAUUAAAGACAGACUUCCCCAGAUCCUCACAAGAGUUAUUGAUACUUUGCAUCGGCAUAAAAAUGAAUUUUUUGAAGAACAUGGUGAGAAGGGUGUUGAAGCAGAGAAGAGAGCUAUAUCUUUUCUCUCCAAACUGCGCAAUGAGCUGCAGACAGACAAGCCAGUGACCCCUUUGGAAGAUGAGUUGCCUGAUGCUGCGCUGUGGAACCAAUACCUGGACUACCAACGAAAUUUACCAAAUGGAAAUGGAGAACCAAGUUGGUUUCAGUCCCCUUGGCUGUACGUAGAGUGUUACAUGUAUCGAAGAAUUCAUGCAGCAUUAGCACAGAACCCCCCUAUUGACAACUUUGAUGUAUUUAAGGAAGGAAAGGCUCAAAAUUUCUUUGAAUCCCAAGAAGCUAUUAUUGCCCUAUGCACUUAUUUUCAGGAACUUCUUAAGAACAUCAAGGAUCUAGAUGAAAAGCAACUCCAGGAGGAACUUUUUAAGCUAUUGCAGGUGUCAUUGUGGGGCAAUAAGUGUGACCUUUCUUUUUCAGCUGGUGAAGACAGUUCUCAGAAAUCUAGUCCUUUGCAAUCCCUGGAAAACAUGGUACCCUACAUCUUAGUGAAUGAUAUGGAAAAAGUUUGGUCACUACUUGUAAAUGCCAAAAAAAAUAGAACAGAAAGAAGUAAUGUUAGAGUUGACAUAAUCCUGGAUAAUGCUGGAUUUGAACUUGUAAGUGAUCUUGUGUUGGCUGAUUUCUUGUUGUCGUCAAAGCUAGCUGAUGAAGUCUAUUUUCAUGGAAAAAGUAUUCCAUGGUAUGUAUCAGAUACCACAAAGCAUGAUUUUAACUGGACUAUUAAACAGCUGGGGUCAGCUAAUCAUAUGUGGAUGUCUAGAUGUGGGAUAAACUGGGAGGGCAAUUUGAAAAAGGGAGUUUGGGUUUUCCGUGACCACAUGUUUUGGACUUUACCACAUGAUUUUUCCAGUAUGAGUGAAGUUGCUCCUGACUUGUAUGCUGAGGUACAAAAGUCAAACUUGCUUCUCUUCAAAGGUGAUCUAAACUAUAGAAAAUUGACAGGAGAUAGAAAAUGGGAAUACAGUGUCCCGUUUCAUCAAGCCUUGAAUAAGUUUAAUCCUGCGCCUCUCUGUAGUUUGAGAACACUGAAAUCUGACACUCAGGUUGGCCUGAAACCUGGACAAGGUGAGCAAAUUCAGGCUUCUGAAUCUGAUUGGAUGGUAAGUGGAAAAUACGGGGUCGUUCAGUUUGAUGCUGGUCUCUAGUUAAAUGAUUUGUAAUAUUCUGAAAGAGACAUUAAGUCCGACUUUAAUUAUUUUCUCUGUUCCAUGCUUGGCUUCAGUAAAGAUUCUUUUUUUGUUUGCCCUUUUUCCUCCAAAGUUUUUUGUUGUUUUUGUCCCGUGAAAGACUUUAAUGUUGUGCAAAUAUUUAUAAACGGUUUUCCUAUGCGUAAA
This is a messenger RNA of Motacilla alba alba, 1572 nucleotides long. RefSeq names its product acidic residue methyltransferase 1 (gene DCPH1). The coding region runs from base 52 to 1383 and encodes 443 amino acids. Gene Ontology annotation, cellular component: nucleus; cytoplasm. Gene Ontology annotation, biological process: DNA damage response. The record is from RefSeq and is a predicted model, not a curated record. Gene Ontology annotation, molecular function: phosphatase activity. The transcript has 5 exons. Lineage: Eukaryota; Metazoa; Chordata; Aves; Passeriformes; Motacillidae.